This is a messenger RNA of Glossina fuscipes, 873 nucleotides long. Its product is annotated as protein NASP homolog. Bases 1 to 873 code for a protein of 290 amino acids. The record is from RefSeq and is a predicted model, not a curated record. The transcript is spliced from 4 exons. Lineage: Eukaryota; Metazoa; Arthropoda; Insecta; Diptera; Glossinidae.
AUGUCUUCCAAUGAAGAAAGACCCAUAAUUGAAUUAUUAUGGAAAGAGUUAAACGAUUUGAAACGCCAGAAUAAAAUGCUAAAAUUAGAAAAAGCUAAGCGACUGCAUAAAGAUGGUUAUCGUUGCUGGAUAAACAUGGAAGAUGCGAAGGCGGUCGAUAAAUUAAGUGAAGCAUGUAAUCUUUAUGAAGAAGUAUACGAGAAGUCAUCCAAAAAGUUGGGAAAAUUCUAUAUACUAUACGCAAAGUCGUUGAAAUACUUCGCCUCGCGUUCGACUAAAAUUAUUGGCGAUUGCAGCGAUUACUUCGAUAAAAACGAUGAAGAGAAUGACGGUAAUGAAUUGGAUGAAUGGAAUGAGGACAGUGACGACGACGAUUCAGAAAGCAAAGAAAAUGUCGAGAGUAAUACUGAAGCUAAAAUAAUUGAUAAAGAACCUGGAACAACUGCCGAUUCCAAAACAAUUGAAGACAUGAGUAAAUCCACUCAAGAAGACUCUCAAGAGUCAAGUAGCUCCGAUAACAGAAAGGAGACUGUCAAUAUAAAGGAAGAUUCGUCAAUAGGAUCCAUCAAGGAUGGAGAGAAAUUGGCUUCAAAUAAUGAAGAGAGUUUCGAAAAUGCCGAGCAUAUAAAAGACAAUAUAUAUGCUACCAAGUUAAAAGUGGGCCGAGAAAAGUUGAGAUUAGCAAAGGAAAUAUUUGAAGGUCUAGGCAAGGGCGGCCUCAAAAACUUAGAUGAAGUCAAACGGUUGUUAGCAAAGUUUGAAACUCCCAACGAUAUUGAAAAACGCCGAGAGAUUAUACGUCGGGAAUAUAGUAAACUAUACAUUACGAUUAUCGGAAAAGAUGGCAAAGGAGAGCCAAUUUUUGUUGGCUAA